Messenger RNA from Nilaparvata lugens (brown planthopper), 2192 nucleotides. RefSeq lists its product as uncharacterized. The record is from RefSeq and is a predicted model, not a curated record. Gene Ontology annotation, cellular component: transcription regulator complex; nucleus. The transcript is spliced from 2 exons. NCBI's taxonomy places the organism in Eukaryota, Metazoa, Arthropoda, Insecta, Hemiptera, Delphacidae. Gene Ontology annotation, biological process: regulation of transcription by RNA polymerase II. Gene Ontology annotation, molecular function: DNA binding. The coding region runs from base 95 to 832 and encodes 245 amino acids.
GCCUCGCUCUCGCUUCGAUUUGCUCUUGCUCAGUUGUCACGCAGCUGCUGUCUCUGUCUGCAAGGGCACGCGUUUUGUUGGUUAGAUAUUCACAAUGGAACAUUUCAUUGAAGUUGUGAAGGGCAAUCCAGUUUUGUAUGAUACCAGUCACGAAGAUUACAAAAAAUUGAGAUUAAAAGACGCUAUUUGGGAACAAAUUGCGAAAGAAUUUAACCUUGAAAGUGGUGAAGCGGCCAAGGAGCAAUGGAAAAAAGUGAGGGAUUGUCACCGUGAUGCACUCAAAAGACAAGAGAAAAAGAAGAGAGGAGCGUUGCCUGGGGCUUCUGGCAUUCGUCCUUGGGUCUACCAGAAGAAAAUGGAGUUCCUUGUGCCGUUCAUGACGAACAGGUCGCCCGGCUUGGUUGCUGCAGUGGCCGAUUACACCUCUGAUGGAGAUGACAAAGUCGAGUUCCUCGAGGAAAUCGAAAUUGAACCUGACCAGACCAGUCUGGAAGAGGAUGAGAUUGAAUCGCGACCAUCAAGUUUGCCAACACCCAGUAAAAAGUCGAAAACUUCCGGUGUCAACGACUUGAUCGUAAAAACGUUGAAAAACCUCGAAAAAAGGGCAGAAGCAAGGGACAGUAUGCGGUCGGCCAUUGCUGACAAUCUUUCAUCCCAGAAGCCUGUUGGCAAGAAUGAUCCUCUCUAUAACUUUUUCCUAUGUAUGUACCAAUCUACUAGGCAGUUACCUUUGUCCAAUCAAUUAUCAGUGCGAAGGAAAAUUUUCGAAGUGGUUUCAAAAGAAGAAGAAAUAAUAAUGCUUUCUGACUCUACUGCUAAGCAAGGUACCUGAAUUUAAUUCCCACGUAUUGCUGGUACAGCAGGAUCAGAAACUAAUUACAAGCGCGGAAUUGAAUGGAAAGCACUCGAUGCUUUUCUUGACAAGUGCUUAAUAUAAACAGUAUAUUCCAGUUGAAGUUUGUGAUAGAUAGACGUGAGUGCUCGUCGUGAGUGUAGACUUUCGUUUUCAAAUGAACAAUUUUGAUUUGCACUUGAAUUUUUUAUUGCGGAAGACGCCCACAUAAGCUUCUAGCUUGUGCGCGUGUAAUUGAAAGUGUGUGGGUGAUUGAUGAGAUGAUCAAACGUCCAUUUCUAACCGCAGGAUUCGAAUCUACUACCAGAUAACAGACUGAAGGGUGCAACGCCUUCUCGGCUAAACUUGCCGGCAAUUUAUUUGAAAUUAAGCGGAUAUGAUCGAAUGCUUGAAACUACGAUUUCAUUUCUACAAAAGUAUUCAAAUACAAAGCAUCCAACUACAAAGCAUGCAACCUCUGUGAGCUGUUGUUUGAAGUAGGCUAUCUAUUUUUGAUGUAAAAUUCUCAUUUCUCAAUGGUACUUGAUAUAGUGCGUAUAUAAUGUUACUUGAUAUAUAUUUUUAUAUUUCGGAAUUGUUUCAAGUUACUGAGUACCAUGAGUAACUACUUUUAUAAAAUUAUUGGUAACUAAAUUAGAUAUACGAAAUUCGCAUAUUCUAUUUUCACUGUUACACUGUUCAUUACACGCUUAUCUUGGCCAAACCUUUAACCCAGCUAAGUUAGUUUCGUAUUAUAUUGUAUCCAAUUACGCGAAAGUAUACAUCCUCUAAAUAAUUGUUUAAAACGUCUAUUGUAUCCAUUAAAAAACUCUAUAAGUCUACUUUAUCCAUUGACAAGUUUAUUUUUUAAAUGUUGUGUGUUUCUGGGUGUUGCCAGUCCGCUCGCAAACUUUGUAUCUCUACUUGUACAGUUUUAAAAAUUCAAGAUACAAUUUGUUGAAUGAGAAUAUUUGAAACUUUUUCUGCUCAAAAUUCAUAGGUAAUAGAUACAUUGAAUAAUAUGACAAUGUUGCAAGACUACUUGUAUAUUGAACAUGUGUUGUAUGUAAAAACUUGAAUAUGAUGAAUAGUCGAAACUUUGUAGUCUAAUAUUGUUAAAUAGUUUUUCUUCCCAUCCAUUGAUGUUAUUGUAGACAUCGAUCCAAUUAUAGAAAACAGUGAUUAGUUUUAUUUCUAUAAUUUGACAUAUUGACUAAAGUACAGUAUGAUUGCAAAUGUUUAUUUAAAAAACUUGUGUUAUUUAAGUUUCCUCAUAAGACUGACUAUUAAUUGGGCUGUCAUUAAUACAAAUAAACUUGUAUUUUGUGAUUUUGGUAGUAAACUAUUUGAGAUGUAAUAA